Trichomonas vaginalis G3 is the source of this 411-nucleotide messenger RNA. RefSeq lists its product as uncharacterized. Bases 1 to 411 code for a protein of 136 amino acids. Lineage: Eukaryota; Parabasalia; Trichomonadida; Trichomonadidae. The transcript has a single exon. The record is from RefSeq and is a predicted model, not a curated record.
AUGAACCAUUUAUUUUUACGCUUGACUUCAGAUGGCUCAGGUAGCUCUAUAAGGUCAAUUGUCUUGUCAAAUCCUUCUGGCAUUCCGAGUCCUUCCUUCCGACAGGAAGAACUCUUCCUUCCGACAGGAAAAAAUUUUCCUUCCAACAGGAAAAAAUUUUCCUUCCAACAGGAAAAAAUUUUCCUUCCAACAGGAAAAAUUUUUCCAGUUGUCCGUCGUAAACCAUUCAAAUUUUCGAAAAUUGAGAACUUUUUGGUCGAACUUCAGAAAAAGUUUUUCCUUCCAACAGGAAAAGUUUUUCCUUCCAACAGGAAAAGUUUUUCCUUCCAACAGGAAAAGUUCUUCCUUCCAACAGGAAAAGUUCUUCCUUCCGACAGGACACAAACGAAUGUCCGACGUUCCUCUUCCUGA